UUUCCACAUGUAUGGGGUUUUUGUACUUUAGAUGGCAAUAAUAAACAGACCUACCUAUAUAUAAAUGAAUUCACUUUAUUUAACAAUUAUAUACAACCAUUUGCAACGGAACACACACGUUUGCAAACCUGGCUUCAAUAUUUUUAACACCGAUAUUUUUACUUUAUUUUUUGGCUGCAUUUUUAACAUGAUUUUUAGAUUGUCAUAUGUUCUAACGAUGAUUGAAAUAGUGUCCACCAUAACAGAAGCCGAUAGUAAAGCGAUUCAAAACAUGGAAGCUGAACCAUACACAGGAAUUAAAACGCGUAAGUAUGAUAUGGAUUGAGAUAAUAUAUAAAACUUCAUGAAAAAUGUAUUUCAAAGCAGAUCAUUCACUCCGAUCGCGGAGAUCAGCCUUUCUAAGGUUAUCAUGGACCAGGAACGAAAACUAUGGAAUAGUGUUUGUCUAUUCAAAUGAAUUCUCUAAUCAAGAAGUGGCUGUUAUUAAGUCUGCGGCAGAAGAAAUAGCCAAAUUUGCCUGCUUUCCUAUCAACGUGUUCUCAAAUGCUAAAUAUGCAAGCGUUGGAGGCAAUGUUCAGAGGAUAUUUCACAACCACGUAUUCAUCUCAAGAAAUCAAUAUUCAGGAUGUAACGCUGAUAUCGGAAUGCUUGGUGGACGACAACGCUUGAACUUGGACCCUUGGCUUGGAUGUGCUCUUAGAAAAGGAACUGUGAUGCAUGAAAUGAUUCAUAGUUUGGGGUUUGACCACGAACAAAAUCGGCCUGACAGAAAUAGUUUUGUGAGAGUUCAUUUUGAGAACAUUCUUCCUGGGGAGCAAUAUAAUUUUCAAGUUAAGCCUAACGCCAUAGCUCUUGGACCUUAUGAUUAUCACUCGAUAAUGCAUUAUCCAGAUUCGAGUUAUGCUAGAAAUCCACGAUACUCAACAAUCUCCUCCACAUUACGAGGAUACAGUGUUCCACACUAUCCUUUAACGACGCUGUCUCAAACGGACAAAGACAAAAUAAGAGCAAUUACUGGUUGCAAAAGUACUACACUGUUCUGAAUUUUGCAUGUGUAGGGAAAAAAAUGUAAAUUCCUUUUAUACGAUUUGUUCUUUUUUUAUUAUUAUUUGCACAUAAUAAUGAACGUAUCUUGUGAAUAAAGUGAUAAAUAUCGAAAAUUUAA
This is a messenger RNA of Folsomia candida, 1165 nucleotides long. Its product is annotated as high choriolytic enzyme 1. The record is from RefSeq and is a predicted model, not a curated record. NCBI's taxonomy places the organism in Eukaryota, Metazoa, Arthropoda, Collembola, Entomobryomorpha, Isotomidae. Gene Ontology annotation, molecular function: zinc ion binding; metalloendopeptidase activity. The transcript is spliced from 5 exons. Gene Ontology annotation, biological process: proteolysis. The coding region runs from base 351 to 1043 and encodes 230 amino acids.